This is a messenger RNA of Stylonychia lemnae, 1092 nucleotides long. The record is from the annotation of a GenBank genome assembly. Lineage: Eukaryota; Ciliophora; Spirotrichea; Sporadotrichida; Oxytrichidae.
AUGCUAAGAGGGCUUUAUAGCAGUGGCAACGAUCAUCAAGACUUUGAUUAAAUAUCGCCAUAAAAAUAUUAGCCUAACUUUAAUCAAGAUUAGAUUUAUAUUAAUGAUCCCAGUUCCUAUUAAUAUGAGGAAACUAAGGCAAAUACUGAUUAUUAUGAUAGUGAAUAUCAGCAAAGAGAUUUUGAGAGCGUUCUUGUUGGCAAAGAGUAUUAAAUUGAAUUAAGUUUAAUCUUUUAGCUUGAUUAUUUAAAUUAACAGCUUGAUGAACUUGGAGCCAAAUUAAGAUUAUAUGAGUAAAGAAGGAAAAAUGAGUUUGAAGCAAAGAAGUGUGAUCACGAACCGAUUAUAAUGCAACUCGAAAGUAUUCUUAAAAUCAAGGACAAGGAAUAUACCAAUCUGUUGAACAUACAGCAAUCUUCACUUCAGCAGAAGGAUAAAGAGCUACAGUAAUUGCAUGUAAGGCUGAAGUAAGUGAGAGCGUAGAUAGAACAGUCAAAGGCAAAGAAGAUGCAUAAUUAGGCGUAGACUGUUGGCUAUGAAAAGAUAAAUGAACUAGAAUCAAAGCUGAGACUUACAGAGAAAAGGCAUUAAGAGUUGCAAGGAGAAUAGGCUGCACUUAAGCGCAUCUAAACUGAAUAGAGUAAAGCAUUGGAGCAAAUCGGAGACUCUAAGAAUUACCCUGGCAAAGUAAGAGCGUUGCUUGGAGAGAUGAGAGAACUUAGAGAUAAAAAUAAGUUAUUAGAGGAAAAACUUAAAGGCUUCGAAGAUAACAAGAGGAAGACUCACUCAAAGAUGCUUGGACUAGAAGAUAAAUGCAAAGAACUCAAGAUGAAGAUAAAUGCAGCAGAAGGAAAAGUAUUAGGAGUAGAAGGGGCAGAGGGUUAAUUUCAAGGAGUAAAUCCUGAAAACGUUAAACUAAGCCCAAGUAGAAAAAGAGAGAUGGAUGAAAACAAACAAAAUCUAAUCAAGAAGAUUCAGUUACUAGAAUAACAGAUUACAGAUAAAGAGAGGUAGAAUAGGACAUAUGCAUUUAAGAUCAGAGAAUAGUAGAUGAUUAAGGUUAAGGGGUGGGCCGAGAAUUAGGAUUUUUGA